AUGGGCUUGAUCAUCGCGAGGCAAGAGGCUGAACGCCUUGACAUCGAGACCUCGCAUAACAAGGCGAUGGAGUUCAUUCAAAUACACCAUCCAGACUACCUUGGUAACGGUGAGGUGCUGGGUCUAGAUGUAGGCUCUACUAGUAGGAGGGAUGAUAGGACAAGACAUGCAUCACUCGACACCAUCACCAGAGGCUCUAUCCUGACCGACUCCGAUCAAGAUCCGGGUGAGGGUGAGGAGGCCAACGACAUGUUCAUCAAUGCUUGUAGGAAAGGCCGAUAUUGGCUGGUUGAG
Messenger RNA from Perkinsus marinus ATCC 50983, 294 nucleotides. RefSeq lists its product as hypothetical. NCBI's taxonomy places the organism in Eukaryota, Perkinsozoa, Perkinsida, Perkinsidae. The record is from RefSeq and is a predicted model, not a curated record. The annotation marks the transcript as partial. The transcript is spliced from 3 exons.